UUACCAGCAAGUAGAAAAAUUCAACGCUGUAAAGUUGACUCAGACAUCUUCCUGGGAGGAAGAAGGGGCUGUCCGGUCCCGAACCAGUGGAUGGAGAGCAAGCCCACCGAGAAGAUAAGCAUCAGAUGGAGAACCAGAGCUCCACCAAGAAAGUUCCAGGUCUCUGUUCCUUUCGCUAUGGACUGGCCGUCCUUCUGCAUUUCUGCAAUACUGUCAUCAUGGCCCAGCGGGUGUGUCUGAACCUCGCAAUGGUAGCCAUGGUGAACACCACGGAGCCACAGGGUUUACCCAACACAUCCACAGUAGAGAAGCUGGAUGACGUCAAGAGCCCCGUGUAUAACUGGAGUUUGGAUAGCCAGGGGCUCAUCCUCAGCUCCAUCUUCCUUGGGAUGGCCGUGGCUCAGAUUCCUGUCGGUUAUCUCUCUGGAAUAUACCCCGUGAAGCGAAUGAUCGGCUCUACGCUGCUCCUCACCUCUGUGCUGUCCCUGCUCACCCCAGCAGCCGCUCAAGUCGGAGCAGCUUUGGUCAUCGUGUGUCGAGUACUCCAGGGAAUCGCCCAGGGGACAGUAUCAACGGCCCAGCAUGAAAUAUGGGUCAAAUGGGCGCCUCCCCUGGAACGAGGCCGGCUCACUUCUCUAAGUCUGUCAGGGUUUUUAAUGGGACCCUUCAUCGUCCUGCUUGUGAGUGGAUUCAUCUGUGAACUUCUGGGCUGGCCCAUGGUCUUCUAUAUUUUUGGUGCUUUGGGCUGUGUUCUGAGUCUUUCCUGGUUCGUUCUGUUUUAUGAUGACCCCAAGGACCACCCAUAUAUGAGCAUCAUUGAGAAAGAGCACAUCACAUCUUCCCUCACCCAGCAGGUCGGCUCACGCAGGCAGUCUCUGCCAAUCAGAGCUAUGCUCACGUCUCUUCCGCUCUGGGCUAUCAUUCUCAAUUGCUCUGCUUUCAUAUGGUCCAACACCCUGCUGGUUACAUACAGUCCAAUGUUUAUCAGCUCUGUGCUUCAUGUCAACGUGAGAGAGAAUGGGCUGCUGUCCAGCCUGCCCUAUUUGUUUGCCUACAUCUGUGGUAACCUAGCAGGCCAGAUGUCCGACUUCUUCCUGACCAGGAAGAUUUUCAGCAUAGCCACCGUCCGGAAGAUCUUCACUGCACUUGGCGCUCUCUGUCCUGUGGCCUUCAGCAUGUGCCUGCUCUACCUCAGCUUCAACUUCUACAGCACUGUGAUUUUCCUGACACUUGCAAAUUCAACGCUCAGCUUCUCUCUCGCUGGGACCAUCAUAAAUGCCUUGGAUAUUGCUCCCAGAUAUUAUGGAUUUCUUAAAGCAAUUACAGCAUUAGUUGGAAUGAUAGGAGGCCUAAUUUCUUCAACUGUAACUGGAUUGAUCCUUAGUCAGGAUCCAGAAUUUUCUUGGCAUAAAAUCUUCUUCCUGAUGUCAGGCAUCAAUGUCACAUGCGUAAUUUUCUAUCUUAUAUUUGCUAAAGGAGAAAUUCAGGACUGGGCUAAAGAAAGCAAAAACGCACAAAGCACACGGCUCUGAAGCUUAGUGUUAAAGUGCGCGGUGCGGAGCCUGGUACCAACCUCCUUAGAGAAGGAAAGAAGCUUCCUGAGGCUGGACCCUGAGGCUGGACCCUGAGGCUGGACCCCCAGGCAGCCACCUGCAGUGACAGGACCCCUAGGGACCAGUCUCACCUCCUCCCCCUCGCAGUCUGAUUUUUUUUGUCAUGUGUAUUGUCAACAAGUUACACAUCUGAACUGUAAAGGUGGGUUUAUCUGUGUCCUUUCUGAAUCUGUCCCUUAGCCCAAUAAACACACGUAAGAAAAUUUUACUAUUCGUGAAAGACCUUGGUGUGUGCGUUUCGGUUUCAAUUUUCAACAUUUGCUCCUCUUUGUAGACACGGACCAUGUGGGCAGGUUGAAAAGUCUUAAAUGAUUUCUAUUCGUUCAGAAUGGCCCAUUUCGAAAGAAAAGAUGCAAAGUCGGUUCCUUCUUGGAUGGGUCAGAGAGAAAUCAAACUUAUUUUCAGAAGCACCUAGGUGACUGAUUAAAAACAAAAUACGAGUUCAAGGAAGGAAGGGGGCCACACAGCGAAGACCUUGGGUAACCGAGAAGUAAGCCACGGGUUCUUAAGUCCUACCUGGUGGCCCUGUCAGUGAUGAGACCUGGGGCCGCUGUCGGGGUUCCACACAGUGGGACGGAGACACCCAGUGUCUUAGUACCCCAUGAGGUAAAAAAAAGAGCCCAUGGGCUUGGGUGAGUCUGUGCUCUGAAAGCAAAGCAUCUAAAGACAAGUGGGUCAAAACUGAGUCCUUUCCAUCUGUUAGCUUUAACUGUUAACUUAGACAACCUAGAGUCCUCGAGAAGGGAGUCUUAAUUGAGGGAUUUCCAGGUCAGAUUGGCCUGUGGACCUGUGUGUUGGAAAUUCUUUUGACUGAUUUUGGCUUUUGAUUUUGGGUUUUUU
Messenger RNA from Nannospalax galili (Upper Galilee mountains blind mole rat), 2453 nucleotides. RefSeq names its product solute carrier family 17 member 1 (gene Slc17a1). Gene Ontology annotation, biological process: monoatomic anion transport; phosphate ion transmembrane transport. The coding region runs from base 126 to 1532 and encodes 468 amino acids. The transcript is spliced from 13 exons. The record is from RefSeq and is a predicted model, not a curated record. Gene Ontology annotation, cellular component: membrane. NCBI's taxonomy places the organism in Eukaryota, Metazoa, Chordata, Mammalia, Rodentia, Spalacidae.